GAAGAAUCAAGGUUGCCAUUCCUAUCAAAAGCGUCCUGCUUUACGCAUAAAACAACAACAAUGCACCUCGCUAUAAAAACCUUUACAAACUUUCUCACAUGUUCAAAUGCCCAUUUCAAAGGCCACAUCCUAGAUCCCCGUCUCAUGGGCCGAACCUCUACCCGCCACUGGUGGAACCGGGAACUCACACCCGAACGCCAAACAGCCCUGCACAUCAUGCGCAUCGUCAUGACCACGCAAUACAAGUAUCGAUAUGUUUAUGCUGGGAUUUUGCGUGUGUGUUUUCGGAAUCCUGUUAUGAGGCGAUUGGCUCCGUUAUUUUAUUUGGGAGGGGAUGCAGCUGUGAUAUGUCAGCAUCUAUCCUAUUUGACAGACCAAGGCGAAAAGCUCAACACGGGGGCGUACAGAUCAUGCCUUCAGCUUCAAGAUUUUUGUGAUACCAUCAUGGAUCUAUUUGAGCAUCUCGUCCCGCUUGCAGAGCAGGCGACACAUGGCGUCCCCUCUCGCAUGGAAUGUUAUCAAGCGUUACGGAAAUGCCGGCAUAUUGGCCCCAUGAUCGCCAUGUUGGCUUCAGGCGAUAUGGUAUUCUAUGGGCUUGUGGAUUCAAGCAACAUUUCUCUACCACUAUCCAAAGGGUUGGGGAUGGGUGCGAAAAAAGGCCUUGAAAGGCUCGGAGUCCCUAUGAACCAGUUGGUCAAAUUUCAUAAACUGGUCCUCCAAGCCAUGCUGGAAGUCUCAAAAAGGAUGCAAUGGCCUUGAAUAGCAUCGUCUUUGAGCAUAGCCUUUGCAAGUACUAUCGGUACUGCAAACUACCCGUUCGAAAAUCAAAGAUUCCUCAGUGAACCCAAAAACUGUAAAGUAUGACCAUUAGUGUAGAUCAAGCCAAGUCUAUUAAAGACGACCAGUAUCCACUACAGUGUA
Spizellomyces punctatus DAOM BR117 is the source of this 921-nucleotide messenger RNA. RefSeq lists its product as uncharacterized. The transcript is spliced from 5 exons. Lineage: Eukaryota; Fungi; Chytridiomycota; Chytridiomycetes; Spizellomycetales; Spizellomycetaceae. The coding region runs from base 61 to 759 and encodes 232 amino acids. The record is from RefSeq and is a predicted model, not a curated record.